Molecule: messenger RNA, 5233 nt
Organism: Chinchilla lanigera (long-tailed chinchilla)
Lineage: Eukaryota; Metazoa; Chordata; Mammalia; Rodentia; Chinchillidae
Gene: Hnrnpa3
Product: heterogeneous nuclear ribonucleoprotein A3
Molecular function (GO): RNA binding
Source: RefSeq, a predicted model, not a curated record
GGCCAUGAUCCAAAGGAACCAGAGCAGUUGAGGAAGCUGUUUAUUGGUGGUCUGAGCUUUGAAACAACGGAUGACAGUUUAAGAGAACAUUUUGAGAAAUGGGGCACACUCACAGAUUGUGUGGUAAUGAGAGAUCCCCAAACAAAACGCUCCAGAGGCUUUGGUUUUGUGACUUACUCUUGUGUUGAAGAGGUGGAUGCAGCAAUGUGUGCUCGACCACACAAAGUUGAUGGGCGUGUAGUGGAACCAAAGAGAGCUGUUUCUAGAGAGGAUUCAGUAAAGCCUGGUGCCCAUCUAACAGUGAAGAAAAUUUUUGUUGGCGGUAUUAAAGAAGAUACAGAAGAAUAUAAUUUGAGAGACUACUUUGAAAAAUAUGGCAAGAUUGAAACCAUAGAAGUUAUGGAAGACAGGCAGAGUGGGAAAAAGAGAGGAUUUGCUUUUGUAACUUUCGAUGAUCACGAUACAGUUGAUAAAAUUGUUGUUCAGAAAUACCACACUAUUAAUGGGCAUAAUUGUGAAGUGAAAAAGGCCCUUUCUAAGCAAGAGAUGCAGUCUGCUGGAUCACAAAGAGGUCGUGGAGGUGGAUCUGGCAACUUUAUGGGUCGUGGAGGAAACUUUGGAGGUGGUGGAGGGAAUUUUGGGCGUGGUGGAAACUUUGGUGGAAGAGGAGGUUAUGGUGGUGGAGGAGGUGGCAGCAGAGGCAGUUAUGGAGGAGGUGAUGGUGGAUAUAAUGGAUUUGGAGGUGAUGGUGGAAACUAUGGUGGUGGCCCUGGUUACAGUAGUAGAGGAGGGUAUGGUGGUGGUGGACCAGGAUAUGGAAACCAAGGUGGUGGAUACGGUGGUGGUGGAGGAGGAUAUGAUGGUUACAACGAAGGAGGAAAUUUUGGUGGUGGUAACUAUGGUGGUGGUGGGAACUAUAAUGAUUUUGGAAAUUAUAGUGGACAACAGCAGUCAAAUUAUGGACCCAUGAAGGGGGGCAGUUUUGGUGGAAGAAGCUCUGGCAGUCCCUAUGGUGGUGGUUAUGGAUCUGGUGGUGGAAGUGGUGGAUAUGGUAGCAGAAGGUUUUAAAAAAACAACAGAAAAGGGCUACAGUUCUUAGCAGGAGAGAGAGCGAGGAGUUGUCAGGAAAGCUGCAGGUUACUUUGAGACAGUCGUCCCAAAUGCAUUAGAGGAACUGUAAAAAUCUGCCACAGAAGGAACGAUGAUCCAUAGUCAGAAAAGUUACUGCAGCUUAAACAGGAAACCCUUCUGGUUCAGGACUGUCAUAGCCACAGUUUGCAAAAAGUGCAGCUAUUGAUUAAUGCAAUGUAGUGUCAAUUAGAUGUACAUUCCUGAGGUCUUUUAUCUGUUGUAGCUUUGUCUUUUUCUUUCUUUUCAUUACAUCAGGUAUAUUGCCCUGUAAAUUGUGGUAGUGGUACCAGGAAUAAAAAAUUAAGGAAUUUUUAACUUUUCAAUAUUUGUGUAGUUCAGUUUUUCUACACUUUAGUACAGAAACUUUAACAAAAUGCAGUUUUGAAGGUGUUUCCUUGUGAGUUAACAAGUAAAGAAGAUCAUUGUUAAUUACUAUUUUGUAUGAAUUUUGCUAAAGUUAACUGUAAAGAAACACCUACUGACUUGCAGAUUAAGGGGAAUAAAUCUAUUCUCCCCAUUUCAAACCAUGGUAUAAAUGGGCACUGACAUGUGGAGAGAAUAGAUAUUUGUAUGUUUGCAAUGUGUGUUUUAGAUAAAAUAGGAUUGGGUAUUUAAAUUAGCAUAUUUGUGAAUUUAAUAGCAUUAAGAUUACUUUCAAAUGAAAAAUCUCAAAAUUCUUAUGGUUUUUGUGCAUUUUCUUUCAAAAUGUAAUCAUGAUUUUUAGUGUGUUAGAUUUGCUGAGUCCUAGCUGUGUUUAAAACAUCUCCAUUCUGCACUUACCUUGGUCACAUUUAAACUGCUGCCAUAGUUUCUGGGUGUAAAGAAAUGUCUGCUGCCCUUUAUUAAAUUCUGGAAAAGGGUAGUGGGUGUUUUUCCUCUCCCACAUUAAAAACCUUUAUUUUGAGAUACAGAACCACUAAGCCUGCUGUGUCUGAGCAAAUUAGUGGAUAUUUGGUUUCGUUUUUUCUUUUUAAAGCACACAAGAGGCCCAGUUUUUAAAUCUUGAGUUACUUUUGGAUUUUUCCCCUUCCCCCCAAUACAAGCUUUCAGAGCAAGAGAAUAAAAAUCAUGUAUUAUUAAACCCCUAACUAGCUGGCAUGCUUUUUCCUGUUUUUACCUUACAUGUUUUGCUGAAUGAAACCAAGGAUAGUUUAGGUGUAAUUGUUCAAAACCAUUUAAUGCAGCAGAAAUGUAGCACAGUUGUUCAGUACAAAGCAUCACACUCCCCAAAGACCUGGAUUCAAAUUUGGAUAAUAUUCACAUUCUUAAAUUCCCAGAGAACACAUUGUGUUAUUCCUUGUGUAUAUUUUAACUUAAAUCAUGUUGGUGUGAGUUGUCAAUUUGUUUGGAAGACCCUGGUUGAGAAGAGUUUUAGAUUUCAAGGUCAUAUAUAUAUAUAUAUAUAAAACAAUUGUCUACUGUUUCGCGCCAGCUAGUGCUUACAGUUUCUUUCAUUCAAGCCCUAAGUAUGUGCCCUGCUGUUCCUUUUCUUUGGCAGUUGAACAUUGAAUUCAAGGUUUUUAUUUGGUUUUAAAAGUACUAAGCAAAACAAGCAAUAAAGGGGAAUGGGGCGUGCUAGUGUUUGAAUAUGCUCUCUUGUUGCUCUAAUUCUGUGCCUCUGUGCAUUAAUAAUACUUGGAUGCAUGCAAUGCCAGCAUGGAAAUCGGUCUUCACAGAUACUGCAGUUUUCCAGAAAACACUCACAAAACAAUAAAUGUAACAGACAACAUUCCAUUUGUUAAUGGGCAUAUGUGAAUAAGCAGUGUAGAAAAUAGGCUAAUAUUAGAAAAUGGUUAAGUCCUUUAUAACUAAAAGUGUGGUUAUAUAAAUGGACACUGUCAAUGUUCAUAAUUUAAACCUUGGAUACCUGGUCAAAAUACUGCUUGGGGAACACUUUAUUAAAAUUGAGCUAAAUUGUCUCAAGUUCUUUUAUUCAUACAAUAAAGGUUGAAGGAAUGGGGGAGAUUAACAUUUUCUGUUUUUGUUUGUGAAAUUGUCUGACACAACCUUGACAGUAUCCUUUAAUGGCAUAUGAGGUUAAUUGUACUGUUAUAACCAACUUUCUGUGUUCUGGAACUAGUUCAGUAGUGAAAAUAUUUCCAGUUAAGUUGAUGUUUGCAACCUAUAAGCAGGUGAAAUCUGUGUAUGUGACCUGUUUAUAAGUUGUAUUAGUUUAGCUUGUGUGAACAGUGCGGAAAAGUAAGCCAUGAGGAGAGCGAUUUAACCAGCUUUAAAGGACCUAAGAUGUGCUUUUUAAAGCACAGUGUGGAUCAAAGGAAACUCCCUAAGACAGGACUUCAGCAGCCUUUUGAGUAUGGACAAGUCAGCAUAAAUAAAGGAAUGACAAGGCAGCAGCAAGAGCUUCAACUACAGAGAAGUGAAGGCAUAAGAUACUAUGAUGAUAGUGAGCAACUUUUCAAAAGCUAGUUAAAAUCUGCUUAUUACAACUGAAAUAUCGAAGAAAGUAGCAGGAAGGAGCUCUUCGCCUUUUGGAACAUCAAUGAGAGAUAGUUGCCACAGUUGCUAGGUCUAGCCUUUAGACCUGCAAGGAAGGGCAAUAAGCAUUAGGUAAGGCUUGAAUUUGAAUUUUUUCACUAAUUAAAGAGUAAUUUUUUGUAAAGCAAGGUAAGAGUAAUCUUUUUGAUUUGCAGGUUGAAUGAGAACCCUUCUUGCCUAAAUGAGGAAUGUCUUUCCUACCAUCUUAAAUACGAAGGUUUCUGGCUGGGUAAGGUUUGUAGCUCACAGUAAAACUUAACACCAUUUAUUUCCAUAUAAACCUACAUUACAUACUUUAAAACACACAAAUCCCUCAGGUAGAUACAUUGGCAAAAUUACCAAACUGAAAACUGCAGUGGUACCACGUUUGACAAUUUAAACGUAAGGCAAUUUUUAAAAAUUCCCCAGGAAUGGCCAUCUCAGUGUUCAUCUUGAGUCACAUGUAACCCGUUUUUCUUCAUGUAUGGAAUUCACAGUAUCUUUAGGGUAGAGUCAGUUUUUGGUAAGAAUAAGUAACCUCAACUUUCAUGAGAAUAGGUUCUAUCAUAAGCAUGACUUAAGAACAUUGCGCUGCCAGUUGUAUUAGGAAAAACAUCUUCAAAUGAACUUACCCAAUUACAGAUACAAAAAUUAUCUGCAAGUGGCUUCAUAAGCUCUCACAAAUUCAGGGAAUUUGGACUGAUGGGGUAAAUUUUGGUUUUAUUUUGGUAUCUUCACUAGAAGCAGGCAGUAAGGAACUUGAUUUACACUCAUGGUCCUUUAUGUAUAAAAAGGUGUCUUUCUCAAAGAAUUGGUUAUUACUUGUGUUAGUUGCUGAUUAUUCAUAAGGGCUAUUUUUGCUGCCCCAAAAGGGCAUAUUAAACAUUGAGGUUUAAUUCACUUUUUUAAUAAAGUAACACAAAGGGGACACUAAAAAUUAAUAGUUUCUGUAAAAUAAUAAAAGGUCAACUGUUUAAAUCACUACUGAAUUUCUACACAUUGAACUAAGUGCUAGUAAGGUCAGAGCCUAAAAAGAUAAGGUUUUAGUGAAUGAAAUUUCCUAAGAUGAAACAUUUCUUUUAAGGGCGUUCUUUCUGUUCCAUUUCACUUGUAAAAUAAAAUUAUUUUAUUUGAAUGUAGUUCUGUUGUCAUUUCUCAACAAUGUGUUCUCUUAGGUGGUAGCACCAAUAAGGAAGGUUGGAAAUGCUCGAGGCAAAUUUGAGCUGAUUCUGUUGCAUUUGUAGGUCACUACUUCUGAUAAUUUCCUUAAAAGCUGAGUUUACACUUGUAAAAAGAGACUAUUUGAGGUAUAAUAAACAAUUUGUCGGGACUAAGUAGAAAUAGGCUUGGUUUUUAAGAGCUCUGUAAGUCAAAAUUCAAAUAUUUCUAAUGGUUGGUAUCUCUUGGGAGUUUAAUGUCACAAAGUAGUGAAUAAAGCAUGCUAAUGUGCAGGGGUAAUGUAAGGAUUGUUAGCCUGUCUGAAUACUGAGUUACUUUGAAGCUUCAAUGUUUUCUGAUUUUUAAAGACUUCAGAGGUGGUCUGUAAUGGAUUCAAAUGUUUCAUUUGUGGUAUAAUGAAAUGUUUACGGAAAGAUGACUUUUUCAUUAAAAUAUUUUUAGAAAUGUG